AUGACCGGAUACAAGAAACCCAUCGGCUUCUCCGAGAGGAGAGGGAGUCUCUUAGCCGAGGAGCUCAUGCUCAACACCGCCCCCGACACAGUUAUGGACCACGUCGACGACAAAGUGCCCACGCAACGGCACCCCAAAGGGCCGCCCACGCCCAGCAUGUCCACACCUGCUGCCGACUUUGAUCAGCAGCUCACCGGCUCGCCGCCACCGCCGCCUACGCCAGCCGCCUCGCCCGGCCCGUCACAUUACCAGCCUGACUGGAGUGACGCCGCAGAUGAUGAGGACUUCUUCCUUGCCAAGGUCCGCCAGCACUUCAAGAAUUGCUCCGGCCCGCAGCGUACAAGAGUCCUCGCCGAUCUGCUCAACCUUUGCACCAGUCAGCAGCUGAGCUUUGUGCAUCAGUUUGUCAGUCCACUGUUGAAAAAAGAUCCAUUUACAAGUCUUCCCGAUGAGCUGUGCCUCAGAAUAUUGUCCUUCAUCGACGAUCCCAAAGUCUUGGCCCGCGCUUCCCAAGUCUCCAAAAGAUGGCGUGAUCUCCUCAGCGACGAUAUGACGUGGAAGAAUCUCUGUGUCAAGCACGACUACGGACGACGGUUAUCGGAAGUGUACGCUGCCUCGGCCAUCCCAACCCGGCCUACCGCUCAAAUACCCGCGACCGAUUCCGAAAUGGCGAGCAGCUUCUCCGGUGCCAUGCCGCUCAUGGGCCAUCACACCGGCUCGCGUAGUAUGGACGGAUUUCCCCGCCGGCCCAAACUACGAACCUACAAGUCGCACUUCAAGCAACGAUAUCUCGUCGAAGCCGCAUGGCGGUCCGGUGGCACCAGUACCGUAAAGAAUAUAACACAAGAGGGUGGCGUCGUCACCAGUCUGCACCUUACUCAAAAAUACAUCAUCGUUGCUCUUGAUAAUGCCAAGAUUCACGUCUUCGACACAGACGGCAACUCCCAGCGUACACUCCAGGGCCAUGUCAUGGGCGUCUGGGCCAUGGUUCCCUGGGGCGACACCAUGGUCAGUGGUGGCUGCGAUAGGGAUGUCCGCGUUUGGAAUCUCAAGACUGGUGCCUGUCUGCACACUCUACGAGGACACACAUCUACUGUCCGCUGUCUGAAAAUGGCCGACGAACAUACAGCAAUCUCCGGCUCGCGCGAUACGACGCUCAGAAUCUGGGAUAUCAGAACAGGCCUUUGCCGUAAUGUACUAUUGGGGCAUCAGUUGAGCGUCCGCUGUCUCGAAAUCAAGGGAGACAUUGUUGUGUCUGGUAGCUACGAUACAUUCGCCCGUGUUUGGAGCAUCUCGGAGGGGCGGUGCUUGCAGACUCUGCAGGGGCAUUUCAGUCAGAUUUAUGCCAUUGCUUUUGACGGCAAGCGCGUGGUCACGGGCAGUCUGGAUACCAACGUCCGUGUAUGGGACCCGAGAACUGGCGAGUGCCUCGCUAUUCUUCAAGGCCAUACCUCCCUGGUGGGCCAACUACAAAUGCGCGGAGAUACACUGGUUACUGGCGGCUCAGAUGGCUCCGUCAGAGUAUGGUCACUGGAAAGGAUGUGUCCCAUCCACAGGCUUGCAGCGCACGACAACAGCGUCACGAGCUUGCAGUUUGAUGACACCCGAGUUGUCAGUGGUGGUAGCGACGGUCGCGUCAAGAUCUGGGAUCUCAAGACUGGCCACCUCGUGCGCGAGUUGAUAUCUCAGGGCGACGCCGUCUGGCGUGUUGCCUUUGAGGAGGAAAAGUGUGUCGCGAUGGCACUGCGGAAUGGCCGCACUGUCAUGGAAGUUUGGUCCUUUUCUCCACCGGAGGAGAUGCUUUACGACCGACCGCUGUCUCUACAUCAUCAUGUGCUGCAAGAUGAACCCAGCCGCCCGCUUAGUGCCCUGGCCUUUAGAUAUCAUGAUAUUGAGUCAGGCGAGUCGAGUCGAGCCUCAUUGAGUCAAGACGUGGAUAUGGAAGAUGUGUCACUCUCUACGGCCUCGAUACCAGAGAGAGACUUGCCACCGCAACUCGAGAAUUUAAUGGGCGACAUGGCCUAG
Molecule: messenger RNA, 2025 nt
Organism: Cordyceps fumosorosea ARSEF 2679
Lineage: Eukaryota; Fungi; Ascomycota; Sordariomycetes; Hypocreales; Cordycipitaceae
Product: F-box and WD repeat-containing protein
Exons: 3
Coding region: 1-2025 (674 amino acids)
Molecular function (GO): protein binding
Source: RefSeq, a predicted model, not a curated record